Messenger RNA from Wallemia mellicola CBS 633.66, 2461 nucleotides. RefSeq names its product RNA processing-related protein. Gene Ontology annotation, molecular function: protein binding; U4 snRNA binding; U6 snRNA binding. The transcript is spliced from 11 exons. The record is from RefSeq and is a predicted model, not a curated record. The coding region runs from base 35 to 1534 and encodes 499 amino acids. Gene Ontology annotation, biological process: mRNA splicing, via spliceosome. NCBI's taxonomy places the organism in Eukaryota, Fungi, Basidiomycota, Wallemiomycetes, Wallemiales, Wallemiaceae. Gene Ontology annotation, cellular component: U4/U6 x U5 tri-snRNP complex.
AAGUCAAUCAAUCAACAGUUCAGAUUCAAAAUCAAUGGAUACAGAAAUGAAGGAUUUUGACGAUCUUGUCAAUGAUGACAAGUACGAAAUGGGAACUGGACAGGAACUAGCUAGGGCUGAGCUGCAAGCUACAGAGGAUAUGUUUGAAAGGAGGAGAGUCCUCAGAACCCUCGCUGUACCCACAGACGACAACAAAGUUAGAGAGAGACUCAGAGCAUUCGGUUUACCAAUGACCCUAUUCGGUGAAAGGCCAGAAGAUAGGAGGAGUCGUUUGAAAUCUAUGAUCGCUGAUAUGCAGGAAGAAGCUGGAGAGAAAGCCAAAAUAGAAAGCGAGGACGAAUCUGAAGAAGAAGAGGAAUUCUAUACUGUUGGUUCACAAGAAUUGCUGCAAACACGAAGGUUGCUAGCAGAAUACUCCAUCCCACGAGCAAAAAGGAGAAUAGAGAAAGAGCGUGACGAUUGGGCAAAACCUCUAAAGUCAAUUGUAGACGCGAGGAAACGUACAUUUGAAUACAUCAAGUCUUUCAAUGUACUCGGAUCACAAGUUGGAGAUAGUCGUCCUAUCUCACAAGUCAAAUUCUCCCCUGAUAGUCAAUUGUUAGCCACAGGAAGCUGGACCGGCAAUAUAAAGUUAUGGGAUAUACCAAAUUGCAACCACCAGAUGACAUUAAGAGGGCACGAUGGUUUGGUUGGUGGUGUUGAUUGGCAUCCUCAGGCUACCCUUAAUCAGAGUAAAUCCACUGUGAAUUUGGCUUCUGGUUCACAAGAUAGCACAGUUGCAUUAUGGUCAUUAGAAAAGGAUACACCAUUAGCAACUUUAAAAGGUCACACUCAUCAAGUAAGACGAGUCGCCUUCCAUCCAUCGGGAAGAUACCUAGGUAGUGCAUCCUUUGAUGAAACAUGGAGGCUCUGGGACGUUGAAACACAAGCUGAGUUGCAGUUGCAAGAAGGACAUUCGAAAGAAGUAUACGCUUUGGCGUUCCAGGAUGAUGGUGCAUUGGUCGGCUCUGCCGGUAUGGAUGCUAUUGGACGUGUUUGGGAUCUCAGAACGGGUAGAACUGCGAUGGUUUUGGAUGGACAUGCCGACAAGAUUUUAGCAUUGGACUUUUCGCCUAAUGGCUAUCAAUGUGCGACAGGUUCUGGUGAUGGUAAAAUAAUGAUAUGGGAUUUGAGAGCUUUAAAAUCGAUAUCAACCAUGCCUGCGCAUAACAUAUCAGUUGGUGAUCUCAAGUUUUAUAGACAACCAGAGAGAGUUCUAAACUCUCGCAAUGAUAAACAGGAUGUAAAGAUGGAUGAAAGUGGAGAUAAUGAAGAUAUGUCGCCUCUUGUUAAAGAACCUUAUUCUCAUGGUCUCUUCUUAGCAAGUGCUGGUUUCGAUGGCUACACAAAGCUAUGGAGCGCAGAUGACUGGAUCUGUCAAAGAUCUAUUGCCGAGAACUCAAAAAUUAUGUCAGUUGAUGUCUCACGUAAUGGUAAACACCUCGCGACUGGUGAAUGGUCGCGAUCGUUCAAGCUAUUCGGAACUGAAUUGUAGUAAACAUAAAAAUGUAACUUAUUAUCUGAUUAUAUAUUAAAAAUUACUAACUGCAUCCAAAAUUUAUUACUGCUUCUUUGCUUCGCGUUCUUUCUUACGAAGGGCUCUUUGACGAAUAUCUUUCUGCAUUUUAUGGGUGUACCAAAGUACCAAUCUCUUAAAACCACUUAAACUGAGUAUAGCAUCAACAAUAGCGUGUGACCAGUAAGGAGUAGAUGUAUAUGGUCUUGAAAUUGAGCCACCGUUUAAGCCAAUUCUAGUGAGAACUGAUCUAACAUAAGUUGCAGGCAAUGGUAUGAGUUUCGAUGGUCUACGGAUCUUUGACAUUGAGGAUACGACGAAGUAUGUGUUUACUAAUUCGACGGUGACACCCUUUGACUUGACUUCCUCACCGAGUGCUUGUGUCCAACUAAGCAAGAAAGAUUUUGAGCCAGUGUAAGUUGCAAGCAAAGGAGUUGGUACAGUUCCAGCGAAUGAACCGAUGUUUAAAAUGAGACCAUUUUUGCUGCAUGUAAAGUGAGAGAGGUAAAAGGGAAAGUAAAAACUAACCGCUCGAUGAGUUUUGGUAAGACGGCUUGAGUAACGCGCAAGGUUGCGUUGAUGUUGAUUUCGACGAUGGCUUUCAACUCAUCGAGUGGAGUUUGCUCGAAUGGGACUGGCAUUUCGUGAGAUUUACCAACGUUGUUCACGAGAACACCAAUGUUAAGACCGUCAAUGGAGUUGCUAAGGGCGUCGUAUGAGCUAUCGUCACCAGCGGAGAAGUCAAUUGAUUGAGUUUUUGUCUUGAUAUUGUAUUUUGACUCUAAAUCGGCUGCAACAGCGCCUAGCUUCUCUGCAGAUCUGGAUGCAAGAACAAUAUUGAAACCGGCUUUAGCGAGUUGGAAAGCGAAUUCCCUACCAAUACCGUCUGUUGCACCAGUUACGACU